AAGUAUCUAAUUUGCAUGGUUUUUUUUUUAGAAUCCAAAGAGAGGGAUGACAGUGAGGAGGAGGAUGAAAUUGGGGAACCAAUUAGACUAAUUAAUAAGACCAAUGAACCUGAGCUUAUAGAACACAUAGAGCCUUCCAUGUCUAAGCAGAAAAGAAAGAAAGGCAAAACGCAUCAGAAAAUACAGGCUGCAAAACCCAAAUUGAUCUAUGAUUCAAAAGAAACAAAUGAAACAGAGAAGGAUGUCACUGAGGAAGUGAAUACUGAUGUUAUUGAACCUGUGCUGUCUGAACCUAUAGAGCAGAUAGCCAUUAACAAUCAAGACCAGCAAGGUGCUACAGAAAGAGAUGACCAAGAUAUGCCAAUCAUUAAAGCCCCAGCAAAAAGGAAACGAAGAAAUAAUAAAAAAAUAGAUCAAAGAACUCUUUCCAAUGACCAUAUAGACCAGGAUGUAUCACAAGACGUCCAAAAUGAUUCAAAUUCCCAAUCAGAUCACGAUGUAACUGCAGAGAAAGAUACAGAAAAAACAUGGGAGAUAAACUCUUAUUAUGCAGUUGCAUUUGAGGAUCGAUGGUAUCCUGGAGUGGUGACUGCCAUCCAAGGAGACAAUAAGGACUGGGCAUCCAUAAAAUAUAUGCACCCUAGUGGUGAAAAUUUUAAAUGGCCCGGCAAAGAAGACUCUGCAUUAGCACAUAUAAAUGCCAUGCUCUGCAGGGUCAAUGUUAAUAUCUUGGCAAAUGGUCGUUUAUGGACAGUGUCCAAUAUUGGCAAAAUUGAUAAUUUAUACAAAAGUCAAUCAGAACUACAAAUUGUUGAAAUUGAUUAUCAAUAGACUAUGUUGUUACUGUUUAUAACAUGCAUCAAAUUCUAUUAAAAGAUCAUUUCAA
Molecule: messenger RNA, 886 nt
Organism: Mytilus trossulus (common blue mussel)
Lineage: Eukaryota; Metazoa; Mollusca; Bivalvia; Mytilida; Mytilidae
Exons: 8
Coding region: 16-831 (271 amino acids)
Source: RefSeq, a predicted model, not a curated record